Messenger RNA from Aspergillus fischeri NRRL 181, 1746 nucleotides. RefSeq names its product ubiquitin-specific protease UBP1. The transcript has a single exon. NCBI's taxonomy places the organism in Eukaryota, Fungi, Ascomycota, Eurotiomycetes, Eurotiales, Aspergillaceae. The record is from RefSeq and is a predicted model, not a curated record. Bases 1 to 1746 code for a protein of 581 amino acids. Gene Ontology annotation, molecular function: cysteine-type deubiquitinase activity; cysteine-type endopeptidase activity. Gene Ontology annotation, cellular component: nucleus; cytosol. Gene Ontology annotation, biological process: protein deubiquitination.
AUGAACUUUCAAGCGAAGAGCGAAGCAAUGCAACGUAUCCUUGGGCUCAAUAACUCCUCCCUCUCCUCCUUCCUUCCUUCUUCUACGACCUUUUCAGGAUUCGGUACAGCGUUACUCGGCGCCAAGGACCAUCUGCCCCCGGGGCUCGGAAACUGGGACAAUUCAUGCUAUCAGAAUAGCAUCAUUCAGGGUCUAGCAUCUCUACACUCUCUUGCAGAGUUCUUGGAGCGCAACAUCCGGACAUUGGGGGAUAAAGGAUCCUUUUCGACUCAUCAGGCUCUCAGAGGCGUCAUCGAGCGGUUAAACAAUGCUGAUAAUCAUGAUCAGCGGCUGUGGAUUCCGGCGGAGCUCAAAUCGAUGAGCAGUUGGCAACAGCAGGAUGCGCAGGAAUACUUUUCGAAGGUUGUCGGUCAGGUCGAUCACGAGGUGCAGCAGGCUACGAAACGCCGGACGAGGAAUUUGGGGUUGAAAAUGGCAGGGCCUGUCGAGAACAUCAUCGGGGCAGAACCACAUACGGAUGUGGAUGGCGCAGACGGUUCAUCUCCUCGUGCAGCUGAACGGCAUCUGACUCGCAACCCUCUGGAGGGCCUUCUUGCGCAAAGAGUAGGUUGCAUGAAAUGCGGCUGGACUGAAGGUCUUUCCCUCAUUCCGUUCAACUGCCUUACGGUGCCACUUGGAGGGCAACACGAAUACGAUGUACGACAAUGCCUUGAUCAGUACAUGCACCUCGAGCCCAUCGAAGGUGUGGAAUGUGCAAAGUGCACCCUUCUACGCGCCAAGGACCAGCUAGAAAAUCUUCUUAAACAGAUCGAAGAAGACAUGAAGCUGCCUGAUACGCCUGACUCUUCAAAAGUCUCAGGAGCACUCAGGACCUCCGCUGAAGAGCGAUUGCGGGCUGUUGAGGAAGCACUAGAAGAGGAUGAUUUUGCGGAGAAGACCUUGUCGAAGAAGUGCCGUAUUCCGUCCAAGAACCGCGUCACGUCGACCAAAUCAAGACAGGCGGUAAUCGCGAGGACGCCGAAAUGCCUUGUGAUACAUAUCAACCGAAGCAUGUUCGACGAGAAUACAGGGAUGCUCAGGAAGAAUUAUGCUGCCGUCAGAUUCCCCAAUGUCCUUGACUUGAAUGAAUGGUGUCUGGGGACAAAGUCCUCCAGUUGGGGUCAGAUGGACAUUGAAAGAUGGGGCACCGACCCUAGGGAGUCUAUGCUACCUGAAGCUGGGUCAGCUUCCGAUGUCUCCGGCCGCUUUUUCGAGUUGCGGGCCGUGGUUACGCACUACGGCCGCCAUGAAAAUGGACAUUAUAUCUGCUACAGAAAAUACCCAUCAGACCUCUUCCCGGCCCACGUCCCAGACACCGUGCUGGAGGCGGAUGGCGAAAAGGACAAAGCUGAACGGUGGUUUCGAUUGAGUGACGACGAUGUACAAAUGGUCAGUGAGGCAAGCGUGAUGUCUCAGGGUGGUGCUUUCAUGCUGUUUUAUGAAGCCGUUGAUCGGCAACGCUCAGAAUAUACUCCGACUCAGGGAACACACGCAGUGGAGGACGAGAAGCUCGAGUCCGUCUGCGAUUUAGGAACUUCAAACGAUAUGUCUACGACGUCUACGAUCAUCGACGGUUCUCCUGAUACGUCCCCGGCGACAAGCGUAUCCGCUGCAGACAGAUUCGAUGUGCCCCUUGACAAGCUUCAGCUUCUGACUGAUGAUCAUGCAAGCUUACUGGGCAAAUCUUCUCUUGAGGUCACGCCUUAA